AUGGCCCGGGAACGUGUGGACCGCCAACGUGCCCGAACACCGAGCCAGCUGCAGUAUUGCAAUGAUCUCGAAGUCCUCACUGUGUCCGGAGUUUCCGGGUGCACUUGCGGCUCUGGGCAGCAGUUGACGGAAGAGCACGAGCGAUUGGCGUCGCAAAGUCGAAGCCUGGUGUCUCGUGCAGAUGCGGUGUCCAUCCGGGAGGAGGAGUUGGAACAACGUCUCGAAGGCCUGGAUCCGGAGGCGGAGCGCUUGCAGCUGGCCGAGGAGGAGCUGCGCUGGUCUUUGCAGGACGUGGAGGCUGCCCGAGUCGAGGCGGAGCAGGCCUUACAGGAGGUCCGGGGCCGCGAGCAGGCCUUGGUGCAAGUGGAGGAGGAUCUUUGUCAGGCAGCUGAUGAGCUGACUGCGCUCGAACAGAAGGUUGUGGAGAAGGAGUCUGCAUUGGUUCAGGACGAGUCCAAUCUGAUUGAGGUGCGAAAUGCCGCAGAGGAGGAGAUCAGCCGAAUUCAAGAGAAACACGACCUCAUCGAGCAGGAGACCUUCUCGCUGCGCAGCGAGUUCGAAGACCUGGGAAACCUGCUCGACGAGGUGGAGCGCGAGCAGUGGUCUCUUGAGUCAGACCGCAGCCUGCUGGAAGAGAUCGAGUCUCAGGUCGAGCCCAUCCGCCGGAAGCUUAUGGAACGAGAGCGGCGCUUGCACAGCGAGGAGGAGGAGCUCAAGGCUCUUGAGGCGGAUUACGAGGAAAGGGAAGCGCAGCUGGCGCCCGAGUAUGAAGAGAGCGCGCAAGCCGCGGCUACGAUUCUGAAUCGCCAGCAAGAGCUCGAUCGUCAGAUCGAGGAGAGCCGCCAGCAGCAGCAGCGGCUGCUGCAGCAGCUGCAAGAUCUCAACGACGGCAAGAGUGCCGACUGCGUCGCCUCGGAGGAGAUCCACGACAGACUCGUGCACCUCCGGAACGCCGAAAGUGAUUGGGCCCUGCGCUUACCGGCGCCAAGUCUCGGGCUUUGGAUCAGGACGGCUCUGUACACCUUCCUUUGCUGCCUGGCGGCGCGACUUGCGUUCCUGGUGGCGCAUGGGCUGACCCUCGUGGUAUCCUUGAAUGAGAUCACUACUGGCCAAGCCAAUUGGUGGUUAAUGUUCCUUCCCAUUUGGGUUGGAUGUGCUUCAUGCACGUUAUUGCUGAUGAUCGCAUGGUGUGCGUCUUGCCCGUACAUCAAGCUAUGUCUCUCAGAGCGUCAGCCGCGCUUGAAUGACAACCCCAGUAUAUUGACCGAGGUGCUUCCAGAGAUUGUGCUGACCAUUCCUGGGCUGCUCUUCCUCGUGCUGGCGUUUUGCAGUGAGUAUCAUGUCUGUCAGUACUUGACCGCUGCCCAAGCAGGCGCCGAAAGUUCUCCAACUGGUUUGACAACUCUUCUGAUCAUGGUGAGCCUGCUAUCUCUUUGUCAAGGGGCUCUCUUCAAGGACAACUCCGCUCUGUGGCUUUCGUUAGGUGCUGGGCUCCUGACUUCUGCGAUUUGCUUUGCAGCCACCCGCAAAAGCUCAGCUCAACAGGCUUUGGUAGUGGCUCCCUUCGUUUUUGUGGUGGCCUGCCUGCUGCUGGCAUCUGUGCACAGGCUGAAGCAGUAUGCCGCCGUGCUGCGGGCGGACGAGAAGACCUUGCUGCAGACCGAGGCAUGCCUCUUGGGCAUCCUGGGGGUUUGCCUGGUGUCAGUGACCUACAAAGUUUCAGUGGACAAGCUCAAAGAGGCAAGUCCUGAAGGAUGUUCAUCUGGAAUCCUCCUCUGCCUGCUUGCACUUCCACGAGCUCAGCUUUGCAUCUGGGAGGCACAAAGAGGGCUGUUGGAGGACCGCACGUUCUCGGGCCAGGCAAGAAUUUCUGUAGGAUCCUCUGAGGUUCAAAUUGGGAUGGCAGAGCCCGCCCUCGCAGCCUCUUGA
Molecule: messenger RNA, 1929 nt
Organism: Effrenium voratum
Lineage: Eukaryota; Dinophyceae; Suessiales; Symbiodiniaceae
Source: the annotation of a GenBank genome assembly